UUUUCGAUGGGUCGCGGCGAGCACAAAGAGCACAAACGAAAGCGUUCCCGUUCAAAGGAACGAAAAAGAAGCCGGAGCCGCUCGCCACGUGGCAGUCGUGAGCACCGGGAACAUCGAGACAGAGAUCGGGAUCGGGAGAGACGCAGAGAACGAGACACUGAUCGGGAGAAGACGAGAGAUCGUGAAAAGCAGAGAGAUGCAGAGAAAAAGAAGGAAAAAGAGAGUAAAACGGCGAUUUUUGAAAUGGAAGAGUCACGGAAUGACACCGAAGAAGUUAUGAAAAUGAAAGAAGCCGAAUUACUACAGGGAGUCGAGCGUAGGCGUCGUAAUGUGGAGAAGUGGAGAGCCCAAAAGAAGAAGGAAGAGCUUGAUCUACAAUCUGAGCAAUCUGAUGAAAAAUCUGAGAAAAAGCCCUGGAAUCUGGAGGAUGAGGAUGAUGAAGACGAAUUUGAUAUCAAAAAUGAGGGAAUUUCAGAGGAAAACCCGGUGAAAAUGGAAGAAAAAGUCGAAAAAAUGGAUACAGACGACGAAGAGGACCCUCUGGACGCUUUUAUGAAAGAAAUUGCCACUAAAAACGCCAAAAAAACCGGAAACUCCACGCAAAAAGCGUCUGGAAUUGUGACAAUUGUGCAGGAGGAGAAGCCGGAGCCCGAAAAGGGACAAGUGCUGGAAAAUGAGGAUAAUAUGGAUAUGGUUAUUGAUGAUUUUGAUAUUGAGACGGCUGCAGCAUCAUUAUGUCAUAAAGGACGAAUGUUGGCACAAACUGACCAUUCUAAGGUCUAUUAUCGGAAAUUCAAGAAGAAUUUCUAUAUUGAGACCGAGGAGAUCCGACGAAUGACAAAAGCCGAAGUAAAAGCCUACCGAGAGGAGCUUGACAGUAUAACAGUAAAAGGAAUCGAUUGCCCGAAACCAAUUAAAACAUGGGCUCAAUGUGGAGUUAAUCUGAAAAUGAUGAAUGUGCUCAAGAAAUUCGAAUACUCAAAACCAACAUCAAUCCAAGCACAGGCUAUUCCAUCAAUUAUGAGUGGACGAGAUGUAAUUGGAAUUGCAAAAACUGGAAGUGGAAAAACGUUGGCUUUUCUUCUACCAAUGUUCAGACAUAUUUUGGAUCAACCGGAACUUGAAGAGGGCGACGGGCCUAUUGCAGUGAUUUUGGCUCCGACUAGAGAGUUGGCUAUGCAAACUUAUAAGGAAGCUAAUAAGUUCGCAAAACCACUGGGUUUGAAGGUAGCGUGCACCUACGGAGGAGUUGGAAUUUCCGAGCAAAUUGCAGAUUUGAAGCGUGGAGCCGAGAUCGUCGUGUGCACACCGGGACGAAUGAUUGACGUACUGGCGGCGAAUAGUGGAAAAGUCACAAAUUUACGAAGAGUGACGUAUUUGGUGUUGGAUGAAGCCGAUCGAAUGUUUGAUAAGGGCUUUGAGCCGCAGAUCAUGAAAGUGGUGAACAAUAUCCGUCCCGACAAGCAGACUGUACUCUUCUCUGCCACGUUUCCCCGACACAUGGAGGCUCUGGCACGAAAAGUUCUGGAUAAACCUGUUGAGAUUUUGGUCGGUGGAAAAUCUGUCGUAUGUAGUGACAUCACUCAGAAUGCAGUAAUUUGUGCAGAGCAUCAGAAGUUUUUGAAAUUGCUGGAACUGUUGGGAAUGUACUACGAGGAGGGAAGCUCGAUUGUAUUUGUAGAUAAACAGGAAAAAGCUGAUGAUAUUGUAGAUCAACUCAUGAGAACUGGAUAUAAUUCAGUUGCUCCAUUACAUGGAGGAAUUGAUCAACAUGAUCGAGAUUCAUCGAUUGCUGACUUUAAAACUGGUGUUAUUAAGGUUUUGGUAGCAACAUCAGUUGCAGCUCGAGGUCUUGACGUGAAAAAUCUGAUUCUCGUUGUCAAUUACGACUGUCCAAAUCACUAUGAAGACUAUGUACAUCGAGUUGGAAGAACUGGACGGGCGGGACGAAAGGGUUAUGCAUACACUUUUGUACUUCCUGAACACCAAGAAAAGAUGGCCGGAGAGAUUUGCCGGGCUUUUGAGACAGCUGGAUGUAAGCCGCCGGCUGAUUUGAAGGCAAUGUUCGAACGGUUCAAAAGUGAGAUGGCUGCAGAGGGAAAAGAAGUUAAAUUGGGUGGAAAAGGUUUCGAAGGAUCCGGUUAUAAGUAUGAUGAGGGUGAAGCUGAAGCUGAUGCCAAUAAGAAGAGGAUGACCAGAUUGGUUCACGGAAUGGAAGCCGGCGGAGACGAUGACGAUGACCUUGAGGAGCAACUGAGCAGUAUGAUCAAGACGAAACGACGUGUAGUCCAUGGAAAACCGCAAUCCGAGAAGCCCAGCAGCUCAUCAGGAAACGCGAAAAACGACAGAGAAGCCGGAAAACGUGCAGAUCAGGCGAAGCUGAAGGCCGAGGAGUUGAGUACUCGGCUUAAAGGAGCAUCACAAGUUGUUCAACCUGUGGAGAAGACGGCUGCUCAGUUGACUGCAGAGGCAGUGCUCCGUGGAGCAGAAGUUGCUCCGGCUCAAAUGAGUGCUGCGAUGCUUGCAAAGGAGAAAGCGAAUCGGCUCAACGAGAAGCUCAAUUAUUUGGGAGGAGAAGCAGCUCCAACUCAACAGCAAGAAGAAGCGUGGGAAUAUUUCGAAGAGGAAUGGGAUAUCAAUGAUUUCCCGCAACAAGUUCGUUACAAAAUUUGCUCCCGAGAGUCAGUGGGCCACGUGGCAGAGCUCGCCGAAGUCGGAAUUUCAGUCCGUGGAGUUCACGUACCGCCCGGAAAAGAGCCCAAAAACGGAGAGCGCCGACUUCAUUUGUUGCUCGAAGCGAGAAGUGAACGAAAUUUGAAGGCGGCAAAAGAGGAGAUCAUACGAAUUAUGAAGGAGGCUUUCAGGCAAUUGACCGCUCAACUUCAACGCGGAGGAACUCAGGCGAGAUACAAGGUGUAAAGAAUUGAGGAAAUCCACGUGGAAUCUACUAUCUAUGUGCAUUAAUUUAUUUUUUGAUUUUUUUGUUUUCUCAAUUUAACGUUUUUUAACAAGAUUGUUCUCAUGAAAAUUUCAGAACUUCAGAAAAAUUUUCAUUUUUUUUUGUACUUUUUGUUGAAAAAAAGCGAUAGAUUUGAUG
Messenger RNA from Caenorhabditis elegans, 3097 nucleotides. It is a transcript of the gene ddx-46, whose product is annotated as RNA helicase. Gene Ontology annotation, molecular function: hydrolase activity; nucleic acid binding; ATP binding. Lineage: Eukaryota; Metazoa; Nematoda; Chromadorea; Rhabditida; Rhabditidae. Bases 7 to 2919 code for a protein of 970 amino acids. The transcript has 11 exons. Gene Ontology annotation, cellular component: P granule. The record is from RefSeq and is marked reviewed.